Messenger RNA from Acanthochromis polyacanthus (spiny chromis), 1607 nucleotides. RefSeq names its product palmitoyl-protein thioesterase 1 (ceroid-lipofuscinosis, neuronal 1, infantile) (gene ppt1). The transcript is spliced from 10 exons. The coding region runs from base 100 to 1011 and encodes 303 amino acids. Gene Ontology annotation, biological process: receptor-mediated endocytosis; protein depalmitoylation. Gene Ontology annotation, molecular function: palmitoyl-(protein) hydrolase activity. The record is from RefSeq and is a predicted model, not a curated record. NCBI's taxonomy places the organism in Eukaryota, Metazoa, Chordata, Actinopteri, Pomacentridae. Gene Ontology annotation, cellular component: lysosome.
GCCACCUCCUCCUUCUUAUCUGAUUGGCUACUGGCUCUAAACAUUAUCAUGUGACAAGGGGACCGACGGACAAGCAGGAAGAACAGCACCGGGUUGAGGAUGGCGGCGGUCCUCCUGUGUUUCCUCCUGGCCGGUCCAGUCCUCCUCGCUGCCUCCAGCCCAGUUUCUGGCUCCAACAACGGGACUGUUCCUCUGGUGCUGUGGCAUGGCAUGGGUGACAGCUGCUGCAACCCGCUGAGCAUGGGGGCCAUAAAGAAGAUGAUCGAGGAGGAGAUCCCUGGAAUCUACGUUCUGUCGCUGAUGAUCGGGAAGAACGUGGUGCAGGACACGGAGAACGGCUUCUUCAUGGACGUGAACCAGCAGGUGUCUCUGGUCUGCAGCCAGCUGGCUCAGGACGCCCGGCUGAAGGAGGGAUUCAACGCCAUGGGCUUCUCUCAGGGCGCCCAGUUCCUGAGAGCUGUGGCUCAGAGAUGUCCCUCCCCUCCCAUGAAAACUCUGAUCUCUGUGGGCGGCCAGCACCAAGGUGUGUACGGGCUGCCCAGGUGUCCCGGUGAGAGCUCCCACAUCUGCGAUCUGAUCCGUAAAGCUCUGAACAGCGGGGCGUACUCCGACAUGAUCCAGAAACACCUGGUCCAGGCCCAGUACUGGCACGACCCGCUCAACGACGACCUGUACAAGAAGCACAGCCUGUUUCUGGCCGACAUCAACCAGGAGAGGGCUGUUAACGAGACGUACAAGAAGAACCUUCAGCGGCUGGAGAAGUUUGUCAUGGUCAAGUUCCUGCAGGACUCUGUGGUGGACCCGGUGGUUUCUGAGUGGUUCGGCUUCCUGAAGACCGGCCAGGCCAAAGAGACGGAGACGCUGCAGGAGAGUCUUCUCUACAAGGAGGACCGGCUGGGCCUGGCAGCGAUGGACAAAGCUGGAAAGCUGGUUUUUCUGGCCUCUGAGGGCGACCACCUGCAGUUUACCAGAGAGUGGUUCGAUGCCAACCUGCUGCCUUUCUUACGCUAGAACACGUCUGCAUGGAUUAUUUCAACAUUGUACCUUUUCUUAGCUGCACUUGAUUUAAUGGAGGUUAUGGUAAAGUGGAGCAGAUGUGCAGACAGCACAUGAUUCCUUCCUUUUGCACUGAUCACUUCUUGUUCUGUGAUGCCGUAUUAAUAUGAUCAGGUUGUUAGCAUGUUAGCUUACUGCUGUACUACCACCACAGGUUGUUAGCAUGUUAGCUUACUGCUGUACUACCACCACAGGUUGUUAGCAUAUUAGCUUACUGCUGUACUACCACCACUGGGCUGUUCAUGUCAUUUUAAAUGUCACCUGCUCUGACCAGGUCAAACUGUUGGCACAAAUAUAGUUUUUUUUAAAGGUUUUAGAAUAAGAAAAGGCUUCUUCAGUUCUUCAGUGAACUGAAGAGGCCUUUUGGAUGAGAGGUGAAACGUCUUCAAGGAACUUUCUUAAAGUCCAGUGGAUUGAUUUAAACUACUUUGGAUAACCAUGACCUAGAUGAAUGAGAACCUACACAGAAACCUAAAAUAAAUAAUUUUACUGUAAAAUGAUGCUGCUGUACAUAUUAUGCAUUUCUCCCAAUAAAGACGCCAAGAAAAAGG